Messenger RNA from Eimeria maxima, 2793 nucleotides. RefSeq lists its product as hypothetical. The record is from RefSeq and is a predicted model, not a curated record. The transcript is spliced from 7 exons. Gene Ontology annotation, molecular function: calcium channel activity. NCBI's taxonomy places the organism in Eukaryota, Apicomplexa, Conoidasida, Eucoccidiorida, Eimeriidae. Gene Ontology annotation, biological process: intracellular calcium ion homeostasis; calcium ion transmembrane transport. Bases 1 to 2793 code for a protein of 930 amino acids.
AUGCAUGCACGCAUGCUGCAGCAGCUGCUGCUGCUGAUCCUUGUCGUGCUGCUCCUUGUUCUCUCGCCCCAUCAGCAGCAGCAGCAGCAGCAACAGCAGCAGCAGCAGCAGCAGCUGUUGCAGUGGCCUGGUGUUAUUGGGGCAUUAGCAGACUCUAACGAAGUAACACCAGCAGAGAGUGAUCAAGAAAACACAGCAGAUCCUGCUGCAGCAGCAGCAGCAGAAGCAGCAGCAGCAGCAGAAGCAGAAGCAGCAGAAGCAGAAGCAGAAGCAGAAGCAGCAACUGCAGACACAGCAGCAGAAACAGCAGCUGCAGCAACCCCACAAGAGGAUGGAGUCGUCGAUUCGGGGUCUGCUAAUGCAGCAGCAGCAGCAGCAGCAGCAGCAGCAGAACCAGCAGCAGAAGAAGCAGCAGCAGCAGCACAGUUUGUAGAGGAUGCUGACUACUUGCCUGAGGCAGCAGAGAUUGCAGAAGCAGCAGAAGCAGCAGAAGCAGCAGAAGCAGCAGCAGAUCCGCAAGAAGCGGCAGCAGAUCCUACAGCAGCAGCAGCAGCAGCAGCAGGGGAUCAAGGAGCAGCAGAGGCGCGUGGAUCAGCAGCAGCAACAGAAGAUCAGGUUGAAGAAGCAGCAAGAGACACAGAAGCAGCUGCUGCAGAGCCUGAGGCAGCAGCACCUGCUGCUGCAGCAGCAGCAGCAACAGCAGAGCCCGAAGCAGCAGCAGCAGAGCCCGAAGCAGCAGCAGCAGAGCCUGCGGCAGCAGCAGCUGCUGCCUCACCUUUGCGAGAAGUCCAUCAGGGAGCAGCAGCAGCAGCAGCAACAGCAGCAGAAGAAGGAGAGUCUGAAACUGCUGCUGCUGCUGCUGCUGCUGCUGGCUGCGAUGCACCUGCUGCAGUAGAGGAAGAUUUCAGUGUACAGGCAGCUCGUGGUUUAUUAGGAGUAGUAGAGGAUACAGCAGCAGCAGCAGCAACAGCAGCAGCAGCAGCAGCAAAAUUGGAGAAAGAAUUCAAUAUUUUUAAGAAUGCAUGCGAAGCUAAAUCAAUGGCUCAUGAAGGCCAACUCACUGCAGCAGCAGCAGAGCUGCAGCAACUGCAGCAGCAGUUGCAUGCAGUGCAGGUAGGUUUAUCAAGUAUACCUGCAUUGCAUGCAUUAGAGCAGCAGCAAUUUGUUGGGGCUUGGAUAGCAGCAGCAGCAGCAAAUAAUUUAUCUACGCAAUUUAGUAAGGAAGAAUCAUUAAUACAACAACUUGAUGCUAUUCAAGAUAGCCAACAAACAAUGUCUCGUGAAUUAGAUGUAUUGAAUCGUUCUUAUUCAUCAUUAGAGGAGAAUAUACAUGAGCAGCUUGGUGCUGCAGUUGCUGCUGCUCAUGAUACAGCAGUAAGUAGUUAUAGGAUAAUAUCUGAUUAUUAUAUAGAUAUAACAAGAAAAAAAAUACAAGAAAUACAACAAGAAUAUAAUAAUCAUAAAUUAGAUGAAUUAUCUACAGAUAGAAUUAUUGCAGAUAUUAUUAUUCAAUUAAAAAAAAAAGGUGUUGCUGUUAUUGAUUUCUCUGAUGUAUUUAUUGAAUAUCCUUUUGAACUUGUACGCAAAGAAUUCAUGGCAAGAAUUGCUAAAAGAAUUAAAGCUUUCUUCUUGCCUGUAUUUAUAGUAACAGAGACAGCAGCAGAUAUGAGUGAUUGGCUGUAUAGUCAGUAUCAUUUGCUGCCCUCUGUACGUCUUAUAGAGGCAAUAAUUGAUGAAUUAGCUCAUACAAAUGAUAAGGAAGCAUAUGCAGUAGUACAUGUACAAAGUGUUAAUACAGAAGUUAUUAUACGUAGAACAGAUCCAGCAGCAGCAGCAGCAGCAGCAAUAACAUCAACAGGAAUAACAGGAACAACAGGAUCAACAACACAGCCAUCUAGCAGCAGCAGCAGCAGCAGCAGUAGCAGCAGUCCCAACACAUCAAGAACGGUGGUUGGCACUGGAGUGAAGCCGGGCAGCAUGCAUCACCACCACCACCACCAUCACCAUCACCAUCAGCAGCAGCAGCAGCAGCAGCAGCAACAAUUACCUAUGACCAGGGAGAUAAAAUCUCUUAGUGCAGGUCCUCAAGAGGUUGUAAGGAAAUUAGAAACAGCAGAGAAACUUUGCACGGCAUUCAGUGCUCCUAUUCAAGAAGUUGCUGCCUUAUGGACACAGAUGGAGACAGAAGUUCCCUUCUAUUCCUCCUUCUUUAGAGGGGAGCCGCUAGUCUUCGACUCUGUUCCCGUCUCGAUCUCGUUCGACCCUGUGAAGUUACCUCCCCUUCCGCCUUCUCCUUUGUUUAGAGGAGAGUUUGGCGUAUUGCAGAUACAGGCCUUGUGCGUUCGCGACAUGUGGCAAGUACCUUCCUCUGGGGCGUUGGAGGCAGCUGUUUCUUAUUUGAACAGCCGACCGGAGAGGGGAGGAGUUCAAGUUGUGAUUGGUGUUGUAGAGGAAAAAGUUAUGACUUUCUGGCGGUCUGUCACCAAUUAUGAUGUCCGCCUCUUUGUCCGCAGUUCAGAUGCCCCGCCGUUGACACUGAAACUGAGCGCAUAUCCCAGCAGUUUCGGCAGCAUCAGCAGCAGCAGCAGCAGCAGCCGGAGCAGCAGCAGCAGCGGCAGCAGCAGCAGCAGCAGUUCGCCGGCAAGGCCUACGGUGGUCGCCCUUGCAGGAGAAGGCGCCGUGAGACAGUACUUGACUCAGGCGCUGGCAAAAGUCGUGAUCCCGAGUAUUAGCCCUAGGGCCACCUUCAGGCGGCUACUGAUCCACGUCUGUGUCGCUGGCAAAACUUGCUAA